AAGGAUUUGAUCUAGCCCCUACGGAAGCAGCCUAUAUUCUCUGUGAUAAUGGCGACCUCCAACAUUGAUCGGCCGCGCAUACGCGCGAAGAAGGCAUGCUUGGCCUGCAAUGCGCGUCGCGUGCGAUGCAAUGUUCUAGAGAUGCAGCCAUGCCGGAAUUGCGUGGCAUGGAAUCUCUCUUGCGAGCUAGGAGUGUCACGACGAGGAAAAUACCCACGCCGAAAGAAAAAGGCCUCCGAGACUGAGACCCUUGAGGCGCAGCGCAUACCAACCACUACAUCGGAAAGUCGGCUAUUGCACCAAGAACCUCUGCAAGACCGAGGGGCUCACUAUGUCCCAUCAACCCACCCUGCAAGAGCCACGGUCGGGGAUGCUAUUCGCAAAACUGUCUUUCUGGGAGAAUCGAGUCCUCUAACCUGUGUGGUUGAUGAGGGCCAACGAUCACCAGACAAAGGAUAUGCUUGUGGUAUCCAAAAAGGGCGUCUGCAUUAUUCCAUCUCCGAACUCCAUGCAGAGACAAGCGAAGAGAUUCUUGGACAGCGCCGUAAAUCUCUUCAAGAACGUCUGAUUCGCGAGAGCGCGUUAAUCUUCCCGUCACCCGCCAUCUGUGAGGUCCUUCUCCAGGCUUACUUUGAAUGGUUUCAUCCUUUGUUUCCUAUUCUGGAUCGCUCCCGAGUUCAGAAUGAUUAUCAGGAUGAAACAAUAUCGCCGUUGCUUCUGCAGGCCAUGCUUUUCAUCGGCGUCAGUCUAUGCUCCGACUCUGCUCUCAACACCACUGGAUUCAGCGACCGGUAUAAGGCUAAGGGCUUGUUUUACCAACGUGCAAAGGAAAUCUACGACGUUGGAUGGGAAACCGACACAAUGACCAAAUUGCAAUCAAUAUUCUUGUUGAGUUUUUGGCGUGGAGGACCUACCGAGGAGCGAGACGUGCGAUACUGGCUCGGCACAGCCACUGAUCUGGCGCAGAAGAAGGGAAUGCAUGUGAUGUCAAAAUUAACGUUCUUGGCUGCUCGCGACCAGAAGGUUUGGAAGAGGAUCUGGUGGGCUUUAUAUGUUCGUGAUCAACAAACUUCGGCAGCACUAGGAUUGCCGUCUCGAAUCCGCGACGAGGAUUGUGAGGUGGCCGAACUUGAGGAGUCAGACUUUGAGGAAGAUGAUUCUAUGAACCCCAGUGAAAUCUUUCGAAAACCGCCUACAGCGCACAUGAAUUAUGUGAUUCAAAUGGCCCGAUUGGCUAAAUUGUUACGCGAGGUUGUAUCCAGCCAAUACCUACCGGGAAAAUCAAAGCUGGAUAAUCCAUUGCGUCCCAUUCUUCACCAGCGUCUCCUUGACUGGGAGUCAAAUCUGCCACCAGAGAUGCAAUUUCAACCCUCAAUGGCACGAGAAGUGAUGUUUCUGGUCGGGAUGCUCCACAUGACCUAUGCCAAUCUGUAUAUCUUGCUGUACCGACCAAUAUUCCUGCAACCACCGAGUCAAUCAACAAGCCCAGAAGGGAACAUAGCCCUAGAGGCCGCAACUAAAAGUACUCGAAUCUUGGAAGAUAUGCUGUCACAAUAUCUAGUACAACACGGAUCUGUCCACUUGAUUACUCACACAUUUUCUGCUUUAUGUAUUCACACUAUUCAUUUCGGACGUGUCGCCAGUACCGCCAAAAAGCUUGCCGAGCAUCGUGCGAAGCUCUGUCUACUCGGAUUGAAGGAGCUUCAAAAGUCAUGGGACUUGGAGAACUGGGUGCUCGACCUCUUUUUCCACUGUUUAGAUGAUCGCACGGCUCAAAAUCUCCGACUCAUUGAUAAUGGAAUGUCAGCAUCUGCCCUUAGCGAGCUUACAAAGGGACCACAGAUUCCCGAUUCGUCCCUGCAUACCCCUUGCAGUACCACAAGUCGACCCCUUUCUCCGACGGCAGCCGACAGCAUGUUGCCUGUUGUGCAAAACAUGAACCAAAUCGAAGAUGCGUCAGUCAAUAUAGACUGGUACGAGAUAUUUAAUGUGGAAGGUGAUGAUAUUUCGGGACUAGCAGGCUCAUUAACGAACCCUGACUAUCUUAACCCGCAGAAUCUGGAAUUCUUAUAUCGAUUUUUAUAGCUCCAGAAUUGAA
Molecule: messenger RNA, 2098 nt
Organism: Penicillium subrubescens
Lineage: Eukaryota; Fungi; Ascomycota; Eurotiomycetes; Eurotiales; Aspergillaceae
Product: Zn(II)2Cys6 transcription factor
Exons: 7
Coding region: 49-2085 (678 amino acids)
Biological process (GO): DNA-templated transcription; regulation of DNA-templated transcription
Molecular function (GO): DNA-binding transcription factor activity, RNA polymerase II-specific; zinc ion binding; DNA binding
Source: RefSeq, a predicted model, not a curated record